Messenger RNA from Rhinocladiella mackenziei CBS 650.93, 735 nucleotides. RefSeq lists its product as uncharacterized. The record is from RefSeq and is a predicted model, not a curated record. The transcript has 2 exons. Bases 1 to 735 code for a protein of 244 amino acids. Gene Ontology annotation, molecular function: protein binding. Lineage: Eukaryota; Fungi; Ascomycota; Eurotiomycetes; Chaetothyriales; Herpotrichiellaceae.
AUGGCUGUGUUUUCUCGAAGACACCAUCCAGCCAUCCCUCGGCUCCGCUCGAGAUCGACCGACCAAACCGCCGCUCUCAAAACCGAACGUCACCCUAGAAGUGGCCACUCGCUCAAAGUUGCUACUUCGAUCCUGGCCAACAUUCGCCGUAUUCCCCAGCGGCGAACCAGAAGAAACGCGAUUGUCGACGACGGGAGCCAGCUCACGCUACAGAAACUCCCCAACGAUGUCAUGUUGAUGGUCAUGAAAGAGCUGGACGUUCCCUCUCGCAUCAGUCUCAGCCUCACCAACAAGUUAUUUGCGGAGAGAGUCCAGAUGGUCUCCACAGUUCUUAACGAUCGAGCAUCUAUCGUGAAGUUCCACGCACGAUGUCCCAGUGGCGCGUGCUUGUACGCAAAUCAUAUAUCCGACCGACGCAUUCUACUGCUUCAGCUGCACAAAUGGAUGCCGCGCGGUUAUCGGUUGUGUUGGAAAUGUCAGCGAUACUCGAAGAUCAAGGGGACGAAAUGGCACUGCACAACAAGAGUGAAUUUCGCCGGACUCGGCCGUCUCAACAUUCAUGCCAUCAACCAACUGGGCCUUUGGAAAGUAUUUUGUCAUGACAAAUGCUUGCCUUCUGGAAGAGAGCUUUCCAAGUGGGUCUGGGAGACCAAGGGUGCGUCCGGUGGCUUUGCUAGGUUUACCGGCAGCCCUGAGCGACCAAGUGGCGGCGAAUUGUACGAUGCAGGCUUCUAA